This is a messenger RNA of Nanorana parkeri, 1125 nucleotides long. Its product is annotated as piggyBac transposable element-derived protein 4-like. Bases 1 to 1125 code for a protein of 374 amino acids. The transcript has a single exon. The record is from RefSeq and is a predicted model, not a curated record. NCBI's taxonomy places the organism in Eukaryota, Metazoa, Chordata, Amphibia, Anura, Dicroglossidae.
AUGGCAUCAAAAAAGCGCCACUUUACUACAAAAGCGCUUUUGGACCAGUUGAGUGACAGCCACACGGAGGUGCUCGCAGAAGUGAGCGAUAGUGAGUCGUGGGGAGAUUUGUCGUCUGACACGUCUGACACUGAUCUGGCAAGUGACAACGGCGAUGAUCCUGCACCUGACCUCAGCGAUGUGCGCACUUGGUGCUCUAUUGACUGCGAUACGGACCAGGUAGCGUCCCCAAGAUUCCCGUUCACUGGAUCACCUGGGAUGAAAGUAGAUGUUGAGCGUGACAACCCUCUGGCAUACCUGCAAUUAUUCCUCACUGAGGAGGUAAUUGAAAAAAUUGUCACGGAGACAAAUCGCUACCAAGAGCAGCAAUCCGCUACGCUGCAUGCCAGGUUUUCCAGAAGCAGAAAGUGGGAACCGGUGACCAAAGAGGACAUCUGGCAGUUUCUGGGACUCAUCAUUCUUCAGGGGGUGGUGGGGAAACCGCUCCAGAAAUGGUACUGGACCACCAAUAAGUUACUGGCCACUCCGUUUUUUGGCACCGUGAUGUCAGAAUACCGGUUUUCCCUCAUCAUGAAGUAUUUCCACUUCACGAACAAUGAAGAAUUUGAUGAGGCCACGCAUCCUGCGCCCAAACUAAAAAAAAUCUGGGAGGUAUGCCAAAUGAUUGUGACCAAUUUCCAGCGGACCUACGUGCCAGAAAGGGACGUCAGCGUGGAUGAAAGUUUGAUGGCCUACAAGGGACGCCUAAGCUGGAUACAGUACAUUGCAUCCAAAAGAGUGCGGUUUGGCAUCAAAUCCUAUAUGCUCUGCGAGUCAUCCACUGGGUACAUCUGGAAUUCGGUCAUUUACACCGGUAAAGGCACGAAGUUCAACCCCAGGUACAGCGGCUAUGGGAUGGCCACAUCAUCUGUCCUUACACUGCUGGAGCCAUUGCUGCACCAGGGCUAUUGUGUGACCACAGACAAUUUCUACACGUCUCCAGAACUGUAUGCAACCAUGUUUUGCUACAAAACAAGACUGAUGCAUAUGGUACCGUUAGGCCUAACCGACGUGACAUGCCAUCUAUGUUUGCCAAGAAAAAACUCAAAACCGGAGAAAUGGUUGCCUGGCAGAAGGGUAAGAUGA